CUUUUGCAAUUGAGGAUGGGCGAUUGUGUAUCAAAUGGAAUGGAGAAGCAUGCUGGAGGAAAUUACUUUGCAAGUCAUUUCUUCAUGGGUGGUGAGAAGUUUGAUACGCCACAUCCUGAGGGAUACCUGUUUGGUGAAAAUAUGGACUUGAAUUUCUUGGGAAACCGCCCUGUACAGUUUCCAUAUGUGACGCCAGCUGCUCAUGAGCCUGUGAAGACCUUACGCAGUUUGGUUAAUAUUCGAAAAGACUCUCUUCGCUUGGUCAGGUACAAAGAUGAAGCUGACAGUCUGACGGACGAGAAUGCAAAGCCAAAAGUGCUCUACAGUGUGGAGUUUACCUUUGAUGCUGAUGCGCGUGUUGCAAUAACCAUCUAUUGUCAGGCAACAGAGGAAUUCCAGAGUGGUAUGGCAGUAUAUACAUCAAAGUACCCUUGCAUGCAUUCUGAGACCAUCCAUUAUAAGCGAGGUGUGAGCCAGCAGUUCUCACUUCCUUCUUUUAAGAUUGACUUCUCCGAAUGGAAGGAAGACGAGUUAAACUUUGAUCUAGACAAAGGAGUUUUUCCUUUGGUCAUUCGGGCAGUGGUUGACGAAGUAGAUGAAUACUCUGGGCAUGCCCAUAUUCUAUUGGCUGCAAUGGAAAAACACGUUGAUGGAAGUUUUUCUGUGAAGCCAUUAAAGCAAAAGCAGAUUGUUGACCGAGUCAGCUAUCUGCUACAAGAAAUAUACGGCAUUGAAAAUAAGAAUAAUCAAGAAACAAAGCCUUCUGAUGAUGAGAACAGUGACAACAGCAAUGAGUGUGUUGUAUGCUUGUCUGACCUACGUGAUACCUUAAUCUUACCCUGUAGACAUCUGUGCUUGUGCAGCACCUGUGCAGACACCCUCCGAUACCAGGCUAAUAACUGUCCGAUCUGCAGAUUGCCAUUUCGAGCAUUGUUGCAGAUCCGAGCUGUGAGGAAAAAACCCGGGGCCUUGUCACCAGUUUCAUUUAGUCCUGUCUUAGCACAGACUAUGGACCAUGAUGAUCAUUCUACAUCUGAACAUAUUCCUCCUGGAUUUGAGCCGGUUUCCUUACUGGAAGCUUUAAAUGGACUUCGUUCAAUUUCUCCAUCUAUUCCUUCUGCUCCCCUUUAUGAAGAAAUCAGUUAUUCUGGGAUUGGGGAUGGUUUGUGUACAUCAAGCAGGCAGCUGUCCACAAUGGACAAGAUAAUAGAUAAUUGUCCGCAAAAGCCCAAACUGAGCAAAUCUUCAGAAAGCAGUCUGCGCUCUCCAUCUUCUCCAAUACAAGAGGAGGAUGAAGAAAAGCUUUCAGAAGAUUCCGAUAUUCUGCUGCAGAAGAAUGGACCACAACAGCCCAAUAUGUCUAGUUCACAAGAAGUUUCUGUUUUUCAGAAUACUACAAUUGCAGAAACCCCAGAAAUUGAAGCACAAGAUCAAAUCGAUAGAACGUACUCUGAGGAAAUAGUACAAGAUAGCAACAAUGAGCACAAUAGACAUACUGAGGAAGAUGGGGAUACUCGUCUAGAAAUGACCCUGCCAGGAACCUCAGACUCGACUGAAAGCUUGAAAAGCCAGAGCACUAACAGUUCAUCCCAGCCUCUUCUUGCUGUCUCCAGUACAGUUCACAUAGAGGAUGAGAACCAGAUUGCUUGAAAAUUCAAACCAACAUCAGAAUGACCAAUUGCAUGUGCCAUGUAAGCGCUCCUGUCCAUGUCACAGACUUGUCUCCAUGGCGUAAUUAACUCUUGUUUUGUGACAGUUUGCCAUGUUUCAUGGUGUGCUUGUUUGACAUUUGCUCUAUAUAUUUUUAAAAGAACCAUGCGACUCAUUUGUUUUUCCUUGCCUUUCGAUUGAUUUUCGCAGUUUGACUAAUCUAUUCCAGACCAUGUUCAGACUUCUAAUUUAUAAUAGUUAUUAUUCUAUAAUGUCAUUCAAACCACAUUCUACAGUAAUAGAAAAUACAUUUACUGGCCAGAAACUUUAAAGCUCAUUUCUUUCUACUAUUUACAGGGAAAACCAAGACAGCUCAAGUUUUCAUUUUUAAGAAAGCAGCAUUAACACUUGGUGGUAACUUAACUGAGAAAUUCAAUAAUACAAGGCUAAAGUAUAACAUUGAAGAUAUUUAUUUAUGAUUCCAUUUAAUGUAAAUUGAAGCUGUUUUGGAUUUUUGCAGCGUAGAAACUAACAUUUAAUGCAUGAUUGGUUUAAAUAAAGUUGCAUUUGUAAAACAGCAGCACAACGUCCUGAGUUUGUACUUUGGACGACAUCUACUUUAUCACUUGUGCAGUUUUUUUCUCUUGUGCAAGUCCACUUUUAAAAUUUUAUAUCUUUCCAAACAUGCUGAAAUGUCUGACUUUAAUGUUCCAUAUGUUUCUGUCAACCCUCUUUAACCCAAUGAACUCCUGGAAACUGAACCAUGAAUCUUUCAAACUAUAAGACCAAUGUACUAGGCCAUUGAAGUGCAUUCAGGUGAUUAUUCUCCAUUGUAACCUGAGAAAUAUAUAAUGUUUUCUGACUACUUUAACCACCAUGUACCUUAAACAUUUUUAUUAUAACCUACAGUAUACUUUGAAUGUGUAGCUCAUGUAAUAUCUUAUUUAUCUGUCUGUCAUUGAGAUAUUUAUUGUAAAAAUUUAUACAUGAGUGUGGCAUGGAAUAUUGAAGACUUAUCUAAAUCAAAUGGGCCCAUAUUUUUUUGGAAAUGUUCAGCAGAACUGGUGGCAUCAGUGGAGAGAAGUCAGGGUUAUCGUUUUGGGUGAAGUGACCCUUGCUCAGAACUGCCUCAGGUUCUGAGAAAGGCAUCACUCAACCCGAAACGUUAACUCUGAUUUCUCUUCGGUUGAUGCUGCCAGACCUGUAAGCUUUUCCAGCAAUUUCCGAUUUUUUUUUUUUCUUAUUUACAGCAUCUGCAGUUCUUCUGGUUUUUAUUUAGUUCCAUAAUUUUAUUGGAUUUUUGGGAAAUUAAAUCCCUUCAGUAUGCCAUUGUCUGGGUUUCCUGUUGCACCCAAAACGAACCUUUAAUGGCCUGACAUUUUACAACAUUUUUGAAUCUAAUUUUCAAAAAAAAAUGCAAUUGUUAACUUAAUCAUUGCAGUUUAUUUGACCAUUUUGCUUGAGAUUUUAUGCUAUUGCUGCUGGAUGUCUAGUCUUUAAUUUUUUUUUCCCCUAAAGUAGUUUCUUACUAAUUGUUGCUUGUCCUCCUUUAGAAGGGAUUGUGUCCCUUCUCUAUCCCAUUCUGUUUCACAUUCUUAACAAGUUUUCCAUCAAACUUUUAUGAAGAACAACAUUGAUACAGAAAGUGAAUGGUAAAAAUAUGCAGUUGAAUUAGAGCACAGACAAAUACUUUGUAAUGGCAAAAAUAUUUUAAUGAUCCUUGUUCAGUGUACAUCGCCUGUCUCUUUAUUAUACUACGGUCUGUUCCCAACUCUCUUCAUUGCGAUGAAAGUGAAACAAUCAGCAUAUAUGUAACAUUUAUCCACAUGCAGUGUACACUUUUACUGUAUUCACAUUAUUCUUGAAUAUUUACAAUGUUUGGUAAGAGUGUUCAGGUAAUGGUAAUACAGUAAAUUCAUUCCGUUCCAUCUGCAGACAUGGUGUCUUUACUCUGUGCCUUGUACCUGAUCUUAUGAUGAAAGUAUUUGUAAGAGGGGAAAAAUAAACUUGUCAUUUGAUCCGGUGAUUGUGAUUCAGCAAAAUCUGGAAUUUCAAACUGUUUUGAAUGAAAAUACAAAUUUUCUAUAAGCUGUACUGUAAAUAGAUGCUUAGUUGAAUGUACAGUGAAUUGACACUGAAAUCGCACACAAGAACAGCAUAAAGUGGGUUAUCCUGUAGAAUCAUGUUAAAAUUUGUCUAUUGUAGAUUUUAACUCAUUUCCAUGGAGCUUCAUUACUGCAUUUAUUAAAGAAUGUAUCAUGUGCAUCCUUUUAAAAGAUUGAAGAAGUUCACUGUAAUUUCAUAUAAACGUGAUUUUGCAUUUGUUUGUAGUAUAUUGUGUUGUAAUAAAAUGUAGUAAGCAAUACUAA
Molecule: messenger RNA, 4019 nt
Organism: Rhincodon typus (whale shark)
Lineage: Eukaryota; Metazoa; Chordata; Chondrichthyes; Orectolobiformes; Rhincodontidae
Product: E3 ubiquitin-protein ligase MGRN1-like
Exons: 16
Coding region: 16-1650 (544 amino acids)
Biological process (GO): protein ubiquitination; endosome to lysosome transport; negative regulation of G protein-coupled receptor signaling pathway
Cellular component (GO): nucleus; plasma membrane; cytoplasm
Molecular function (GO): ubiquitin protein ligase activity
Source: RefSeq, a predicted model, not a curated record